Physella acuta is the source of this 1773-nucleotide messenger RNA. Its product is annotated as fasciclin-1-like. Gene Ontology annotation, molecular function: cell adhesion molecule binding. Gene Ontology annotation, biological process: cell adhesion; extracellular matrix organization. Lineage: Eukaryota; Metazoa; Mollusca; Gastropoda; Physidae. Gene Ontology annotation, cellular component: extracellular matrix. The record is from RefSeq and is a predicted model, not a curated record.
AUGGCGCACAGCACGAACCUACUGUGUCUUGUUUUAAUGGCAGCUACGUUAGUUCAGACACAAGCGCAGGCCUACAUAGGCAACACGGCUUUUGAUGCUUUGGACGGGCUAGGUUGUAGCCAGUUCAAAGCCAUUAUCAUGGAGGCUCAGCUAGAAGAGACAUUCCGAAGCCCCCAAGCCCUGACAUUGUUUGUGUUUAAUGACACAGCCUACGCCCUGAUGCCACCUUACAGGCUUGGCACUUUGUAUGACAAGACAAAUGGCAAUAAUUUAGGUGCCAAGGAAUAUGUCAACUCUUUUACACUAACUGAAGCAGUUGAAACAUCUGCCUUUAGUGAUGCUAAUCCUAUCACGACAUAUUCUGUAAGGAACCGUAAAGUAUUUCUCAACAAAAGAGACCUCAGGAGUGGUAAUGUAGCCAGUGGUACCCCAGGCCCAACAAAAUAUUUCUGUAACGGAGGAAUGUUAAUCCGACCCAACAUACAAGCUGGCCAGCACCUGAUUCACAUCAUAGACCAGGUUUUAGACAUGCCACUAGAGGACAAUGCCCUUGCUUAUGUGUCUGGGUACAACCCGUCUAAGUUAACAUUUCUACAAAGAUCUAUAUGUGCAUCACAGAUACCAGUUCUUCAUCAAGAUUAUGGAGGUUCUGAGAAAGAUGGAGAUUACAACUACAACCAACAGGUCCAAAAAAUCCUUGCAGGCAAACAGGUGACGUUUUUCAUCCCGUCUGACGAGGCUUUGAACCUGAUCCCAUCACAGAAACUCAGUGAGCUACAGGGCAACACCAGGCUAAUGCUGGAGAUCAUCACCCUUCACAUCAUCCCCAACCAAGUCCUGUACACAUCACUGGUUAACCACAAUGAGCGAUUCAACACACAGUUUAAUUCGGGGGCUGUUGUCUUCAGGAAAGUCAGGGAAGACGUGUACGUGACGGGUGCACUAAAAGGCGGCCGAACUGUAACAGCCAAACUUAACCCAGGCAACAGAACUGUUCUCAAUGGUGUUGUCCAUCAGAUUGAUGCCAUGCUGGGAUUUGUUUACAAGACUGCUAUUGAGGAGAUUCAGAAUGAUCCUAACACUCAAAACUUUGAGCAGCUGAUCUUUGCAGCAAGGAAAGAUCUACAGAACUACAUCACAGCCACCAGUGGUGUUGUUGUUUUUGUACCAACCAACCAAGCCAUGUACGCCAUCGCUAACGUCUACCAAAACUACAUCAACAACCAGUCAUUGGUCAACAUGGUUCUAGAGAUGAGCCUUCUACAACAAGGCCAGUCUAUAAACUUAAUGGAUUAUAAUGGGGGAUACGAAGCUUAUAAAACAGCUGUUUCGAGAUAUAAUGGGAGGCUUAUUAAACUUUACAGCGAAGGGAGUGACACAUGGGUAGAAGGAGGAUAUGUGAAGGCCAGAGUUAUCAAACCAAACAUAGGUGUCACUAAUGGUGUGGUCCAUCAGAUUGAUGCAGUUUUUGGGAUCCCCACUCGGGAUAUUCCGUACACUGUUUUCUGUGAGGACUGGCUCGUGUCAACCUACAUCCAGCUAAAGUACGUAGGUCUGGACGCCUACAUGAGAGAUCCAACUCUGACCAGAAACCAGGACUGUGUGUUUAGUGCCAGUGCUGCUGCUGGUCAAGUCCCUCCUGCUGCUGGCACCUGGCAAACUAACACUGGACAAGCCCAUCAGAAUCAAAAUUUCUACGGAGACUUGUGUGGCGAUGGUCUGCACAGAUGUGAGUUUACAUUUUUUGUACCAAAUCAUGCAGAGGCUACUUGA